This is a messenger RNA of Panonychus citri (citrus red mite), 5623 nucleotides long. Its product is annotated as receptor-type guanylate cyclase Gyc76C-like. Gene Ontology annotation, biological process: intracellular signal transduction; receptor guanylyl cyclase signaling pathway; protein phosphorylation. NCBI's taxonomy places the organism in Eukaryota, Metazoa, Arthropoda, Arachnida, Trombidiformes, Tetranychidae. The transcript is spliced from 2 exons. The record is from RefSeq and is a predicted model, not a curated record. Bases 1244 to 5431 code for a protein of 1395 amino acids. Gene Ontology annotation, molecular function: guanylate cyclase activity; peptide receptor activity; protein kinase activity.
GCAAAACAAAGUUUUCUCUUCAUCAUCACCAUCACAUCUUCAUCUUGGUUACUUUUAUUUUCUCAUCUUUUUCCCUUUUUUUUAAUAUUCUUUUCAUCAUCAUCAUCAUCACAACCAGAGGUUACAAGCAUUUACCUGUGUGGCUAAUUGUGUUUCCAUUUCUGUGUCACCACCAAUUCGGUCACUAAAUUUACCAUCAAGAUCAUCAAGUUAACUGUCUUUUGACGUUAUUUUUUUCUCUCUCUCACUUACCUGUCUCUCUCUCUCUCUCUCUCUCUCUCUCUCUCUCACACACACACACACAAAUUUUGUUGUGGUUGUUUUUUUACCUGUUGACGGUUUACUUUUUCUGGUGUUUCUGUGUAAAUCAACAGUUUAUUUAUCAUCACUGUUUCUCUAUCUCAUUUAGUUGCUAUGUUAUCAACAAUUCUUAGCUAAUUGAUACUUAAUAUUGGCUUUUUUUUUGCUUAUCUUUUGUUUAUACCUUUUGGUGUUUUCUUUUGCCUGUAGAUUGUUGUUAAUCAUCAUCACCAUCAGAACAUGAAAGUGAUUCAUUUUUUGUUCUAUUCUCUUUUUUUUCUCAAUAUUUGGCUUUGAAUAAUUACAUCUCAUCUUCUUUAAUCAACCACAAUCUGCAAAAGAUUCAUCUCCGGAAUUUAAUGAUUAGUUGUUAACCCAAUAAGUGGAAGAUACAACAACCACAACUACAACAAUCUACUUGUUGAUGCAGAUACAUUAUAAUUGCUGUUAAUCAUUUAAGUGCAUCAUCAUCAUCAUUGAUCAUUUUAUGUUUCAAUUUUUCACUCAAUAUAAUUAUUACCACUAUUCAAAAGUGAUUCCUUCUAAUUGUUUACAUAUUGAUUGUUACAAGAUUGUGGUUGUAAUUAGCGGAAUAAACAAUUAUUACUACAAUUGUUUAUUAGAUUGGUGGCAAAGUGAAUAUUUUUUUUAUUCUAAUUUCGGUUAUCAUCAUCAUCUUACCAAUUUUUGCUCUUGUUAUUUGACUACGCGUCAAGUUACCAUCAUUAUCAUCAUUACCAUUACUAUUAUAAUAAUUUGUAACAUCUCUGUUUCUUUCAGCAACACUAUCAACAUCUUAAUUGUUAUCUAUCUUUCAUCAACAACAAGUUCCACCAUCGGUUUUAAUAAUAAUAAUAAUCAUCGUCAUCAUAGCAAUAAUAGUAAUUAUAACAACAACACCUCUGCCUCAAUUAAUAACUCACCUACUUCAAGAUGCCUUUAAAUGUUUACCUACACCACAGUAACUCAAUCAUCAACCUUAUACCCAGAACUUUAUCAACAAUCAACACCUCAAUUUCCACCUUUAUCCCUACCAAUACCUCAACAGUAUCAAAAGUCAUCAAUAAACAGUGUCAAUUUAGAAAAGAGUCAACAGCAAUUAACAUCAAGGUCUCCAAUGGACAACAAUACAAUUGCAAAUCAAGAAAUUAUUACCUUUAUAAACAGAGAAUCAAUAAACUCAACAGGUUAUCAACAGAAAAAAAUUCACAACUCAUCUCAACUAAAUCAACAACAACAACAACAACACCAAUUAAUUGCUGCCACCACUAUUACCACAAUACAAACCAUUCCCGCCACCAUAAUCAGCACCUCAAAAGAUACAAUCAACUUGAAAUUACCAAUAUUAAAAGAAGAACAGUUAACAAUCAAAAGAUUAACAAAAGAAAAAAAAACUCACAACAUCGAACCAUCUAUAAGAUUAAUUUCCCAUCCAUAUCAAUAUUAUCGAGAAAAAUUUACCUUUAAUCAUGAUAGAUACUUAAUGAGGACAAUCAACAAGUUAUUCACAAUUAACUUAACCUUGUCCUUACUACUUGUUUUAAUACUUUCUACUAAUCUCCCAACAGUACAAUCAACAGUUUCCAAUGGACAAACUGGAUCAAGUAACUAUCUUAUUCCUCAUCAAUCACUUGAUCAUAACAACAGAAACGGUGUCAAUACUUUGUAUUCUCAACGAUUAACAACAUCACCAUCAUCAUCAUCAUCAUCAUCAUCAUCGUCGUCGUCCAUACAAUCAUCAUCAUCACAAAUUAAUUCUCCUUCUUCUUCAUCAUCUUAUUUUUCACCUGAUCCAUCAGGAAAUGUCACCACCAUUGAAGCCUCAUCUUCAUCGUCAACCAAUGAUAGUUGCCCAGUUUUCCCAAGUUUCGAGUGGCCACCCGAUUGUCCAGUUGAACCAGUUCUUAAAAUUGGUUAUCUAACCAACAUUUAUGGUCGUGAUAAUCCUAAACGUCAAGGUUUGGUCAUUUCCGGUGCCAUUACCUAUGCCAUUGAGAAAAUCAAUUCCAAUUCAAGUUUUCUUAAUGGUACCCGACUUGAAUUCAUUUACAAUGAUACCCUUGGUGAAACUUUAAAAAGUACAGCGGCAAUGUUAUAUCAAUGGUCUAAAGGUGUUAUCGGUUUUAUUGGUCCUGAAGAUUCAUGUGAUGUUGAGGCCACUAUAGCGGCAUCACUUAAGAUUCCAAUGAUUAGUUAUAAAUGUGCUGAUUCCAAGGUUUCUAGGAAAGAUUUUUAUUCAACCUUUGCUCGUACCUAUCCACCUGAUACUCAGGUUAUUAGAUCGGUAAUCGCUCUUCUUGAUUAUUAUAAAUGGAUGAAAUUUUCUAUCAUAUAUGAGGAAACACCUCAAUAUACAAUUGUCGCUAAAAGUUUAGCUCAUCGAGCUGCAUCAGCUCGUUUUAAAAUUAAUUCUGAAAGAUCAUUUGGAAAUUAUUUCGCUUGUUGUGAAGAUAAACAGACUUGCUGUGUCAACCCUUUUCUAUCAAUUAUCGAGGAGACUCAUAAAAGUACACGAAUCUAUGUGUUUCUAGGUGGAAUUCGUGAUCUCAUCAAAAUGCUUCUGGUCAUGGAGAUUAAAAAUUUACUCGAAAAUGGUGAAUACAUGAUAAUUUAUGUUGAUUUUGAAUCUUAUGAGGAGAGUCAUUCAUAUAAGUAUAUUUGGCGAAGUGAAAUGUCCAAAGAUGAUGUUCGAGCAACCCUAGAAGCGGCAAGAUCUCUCCUGGUUAUUGUUCCUUCACCACCAAGGGGUCAAGAUUAUUCUUUCUUCGAGGAUAAGGUUCGAUUCUACAAUGGUCAACCACCUUUCAAUUUUCCCACUCCUUUCGGCGAAAUGAACAUGAAAAAACAUAUCACCAUUUUUGCUUCCUACCUUUACGAUGCUGUAAUGCUUUACGCUGAAGCUCUGGCUUCCAUGUUGGUGGAUAAAGUUUGCCCACGAAAUGGUACUGAAGUUAUUCGUCGCAUUAUUGCUCGUAAACGUUAUCAAUCGGUGACCGGAACUUGGAUGUUAAUAGAUGAAAAUGGAGAUGUUGAGGGUAACUAUACGGUUUUGUCGCUUCUAAAUGCUGGUUCUGUUAUCAAUCUAACGGGAAUUCGUAAUAUAACUUUUCAUCAGUUAAUGUUACCUAUGGGUUCAUUUGAAUACGAUGAGACCAAAAAUCAGACCGUUUUCCGUUUACAUGAAAAAGUUGCUUGGGUCUCAGGAAAACCACCAGUUGAUGAGCCGCCGUGUGGAUUUGAUGGUUCAAAGUGUUUCGGUCCAGAAAACAAUCAACGGGAAAUAAUAGCCGGUAUACUUGCUGGUCUAUUUAUAACAACAUUCCUGAUAACCACGAUUACUUAUCGUAAUUGGAAAUACGAGCAAGAAAUUGCUGGUCUGUUGUGGAAAAUUCAACUUCGUGAAUUAAAUUUAUACUACAAUGAAUCAAGUCCACUUUCCGCUUCUCGAGCAUCUUUUGGUUCGGUUGUUUCUGGUGAGUCUCGAUUGUUACAUCAAGUUUACACUCAAACGGCAAUUUAUCGGGGAACCAUGGUGGCCGUUAAAGAGUUACGAUUUAGUCGUAAAUCAAUUGACCUUCCCAGAGAAAUUAAGAAAGAGAUGAAACUUUUGAAGGAGAUACAUCAUGAUAAAAUUAAUCCAUUUAUCGGCGCUUACAUUGAACCAAAUUGUGUCUACAUAGUUACCGAAUAUUGUGCCAAAGGUAGUCUACAGGAUAUUCUUGAGAAUCCUAAUCUUAAACUUGAUGGGAUGUUUAUCGCUUCCCUUGUUUUUGACCUUAUCUCAGCGAUGAUUUACCUUCACGAGUCGGACAUUAAAGUUCAUGGUAAUCUUAAAUCGACCAAUUGUCUGAUAACAUCUCGAUGGGUUCUACAGGUAACCGAUUUUGGUCUUCAUCAGUUACGUAAAUCAGCUGAUCAGGGAUCAACCGACAGUUCGGAAAACUAUUAUCGCUCAUUGUUGUACACUUCACCUGAACUAUUAAGAGAACCUCAGGUCAAAGGAACACAAAAAAGUGAUGUCUAUGCAUUUGCGAUUAUCUUACAUGAGAUAAUUGUUCGUGAAGGUCCAUUUAACCUUAAUUCACCGGAAAACAAAUUUACCGCCUGUGAUAUUAUUGCCAAAGUGACCCGACAACCCGCCGGUGUUGAUGAGGAUUCUCCCUUUCGACCUAACAUUCAAGUGGUCCUUCAAUGUCAAGAGUAUAUAAUCAAUACGAUGAAAGACUGUUGGUCCGAGUAUUCCGAUUAUCGACCUGAUUUUCGCUCCAUCCGAACCCGCCUUAAAAAGAUGCGCGUUGGUUUAAAGGCCAACAUAAUGGAUAAUAUGAUGGCCAUGAUGGAAAAGUAUGCCAAUAAUUUAGAGGAAUUAGUUGAAGAAAGAACAGAACAAUUAGCUGAAGAGAAAAAGAAAACGGAAUCACUUUUAGAUCGUAUGUUACCCAAAUCGGUGGCCGCUCAAUUGGUCAGAGGUGAAUGUGUUAUCCCUGAAACUUUUGAUGCAGUGACCAUAUUUUUCAGUGACAUCGUUGGAUUUACUGCAAUGUCCGCUGAAUCCACACCCAUGGAAGUGGUCACUUUUCUCAAUGAUUUGUAUACUCUAUUUGACUCCAUUAUAACCAAUUAUGAUGUCUAUAAGGUUGAAACCAUAGGUGAUGCUUAUAUGGUGGUCAGUGGACUUCCCAUAAGAAAUGGUGAUAAACAUGCAUCUGAAAUCGCCUCAAUGGCAUUGGAAUUACUUGAUUCGGUUAAAGCAUUCAGAAUUCACCAUAGAUCAGAUGAAACACUUCAACUAAGAAUCGGGAUCCAUACAGGUCCAGUUGUUGCUGGUGUAGUUGGAUCAACGAUGCCACGAUAUUGUUUAUUUGGUGAUACCGUUAACACUGCUUCCCGAAUGGAGUCCAAUGGAGAGGCGUUGAAAAUUCAUAUUAGUCCACAUUGUCGGGAUCAUUUGACAAAAUUAGGCGGAUAUUUAAUUGAGGAAAGAGGUUAUGUCAAGCUCAAAGGGAAAGGUGAAAUAUUAACCUACUGGCUAGUCGGUCAUAUUGACGGGAUUCAAGCUCGUCGUGAUGUUUCUGGAAGUCAAAAUGAAUACAGCAGUCAACCUACAGGAUUAUUUGCUGAAUUAACAUGAGAAAGAAACAAAAAAAAAGAAAAUUUGACCAAUCAACAAUCAAUGAUGACAAAUUUAUAUAAAGAUAAACAAAAAAUGAUAAUUAUAUUGAGAGAAAAAAACAAAUAACUGAUUAAAUGUUCUGUAAAAACAAUUACUCUCAGAAUCAGAGUAAUCAUUUUUCAUUUGAUUGUAUCAAGAAAACAUGUACAA